AUGAAACGUCAAUACAACCCAUCUUCACAACACGCUGUCCGAUUAUCUUCUUGUCAAGCCUUCGCUUUACUACGUUUCGUUCGUCAAGACUCCAUACAUGGCAUGGAUUCUGGCCUAACUUUGAACCUGCUGGUAAAUUAUACUCCGUCAACGUCUUGCGUGCGCGCUAGCGGCACGCACGACUGCGACACAUUGGCGACUUUGAAAGCCACAGCCGCUAUCAAUGGUUAUUACGUCAAUUCGUUUUCGUUCAAAAUCUUGCUUGCUUUUUCUGCUGUUGUUGACAGCUGUUGACUUCCAUCCUCGACGGUGGGCUUGGGCCAUUGAACUGGGUUCAGUACCGUUGGGCAACAACGAGGCGUCCACUGUAGCACCGACCGCAUCUUCUCAAAGCUUCAUUCUGCAAGCGGUCUUACACCAAAGCCUUGCGGAAUGGAACUUAACUACCGGAAACCACCAUCAGCUGCACAACAGCUCCAAAAGAGCAAACGCGACCACAACAGCCAGGAUAGACACCACGCGAUUAACAGCAAUACAAGAACAAGAGCUGGUGUCCCGGCUUCUCGAAGUCCUGGAAGUUACACGACAGCUGCUCCAUGCGCACCAAGGCAUCAGCAGCCCUGACUGCACCGCACGCAACUCUUCCGGCUGCGCCCCACACCGUCGCCACCCUGCUGCCGAGCUGCUUCACGGCGGCACCGCGGCCUUCCUGUUCGCCACGCUGCACCUCUACCCGCGCGGCCCCAGCUCGCCGCAGCAGCUGCGCGAGUGGGCCUCCGCGGCCCUCGCACUCCUCUCCGACCACCACCGCCACCAGACGCGCAGCCGGGCAGCGGUGCGGGGGGCCAGGCAGGCUGUGCAGCAGGAGGCGGCAGCGGCGGCGGCAGAGGAAGAGGAGGCGGGCGACGACGACGAAGACUAUGAUGACGAUGAGGGGGAGGCCGAGAGCGAGGAGGGAGGGGAUGAGGCUAGACGGCGGUUGGGCGCAGACCCCGCCUCCGAUUGGGCUAGUGGCAGCAGCAGCAGCUCCCGCAGCCGCGGCAGCCGCGGUGACAGCAGCACCCCGGGGAGGAGAGCAAGCGGCAGCGGUAGAGGCGGUGCGGAAGCCGAGGGAAGACGAAGAGUUGCGGAUGGGGUAGGCAAGGGAAUAGGCAAGGAGGGAGCUGUACACGAGCCCGGAGGGCAGCAGCAACAUCUGGGAGGGAAACCUCGCCGGUUACUGAGUGCUGCUGCUGCUGCUGCUGCCCGCUCUAAGACCUCGGCAUCAGCCGCCCGCCUGCCUCGCCCCUCCACCUCCGCCUCCGCUGCGGCCUCCUCCUCCGCUGCGGCCUCCUCCUCCACCCCCACCACCGCUGCUGAUAUUGCGGCUGCUGCGGUGGUUGCUGCCGGGGGCGGGUUGCCGCUGGUUCGUCGGGUGCUGCUGUCCCAACUGCUGCUGGGCUGGCUGGGGGGGCUGGGCAGGCAGCUGCCGGCUGCGGAAGGGGAGGGGCAGCGGCAGGAGGAGGGGCGGGAGCAGGGGUCGGAAGGAGCGGCAGCAGGCGGAGGAGGCGGGGGAGAGGGUGCUGGCGAGGGGGCGAGGCUGCUGGUGCAGCUGGUGAAGAAGUUGUACGAGGUGCAUAUGGAAUCUGUCGUACAGCGGUCCGUGAUGGAGUACUUCCACAUCUCCAAGGCGGGGGGAACCAGCUGGACGGCGGCAGCACGCGACACGGGCUGCCGGCGCCCGCGCAUGAACGCGGCCCGGGUGACGCAGUUCGACGACGACUGCCGCUGGACCAACCGCACCGUGCUGCGGCAGCUGGGGGCCAACACCAGGGUCAAGGUUUGCUCUCGUUACGGUAUCGUGGAGCGGCGGUCCGAGAUGCGCGAUUGCAGCAAGCGGCUGUCGUACGCCCUGGCUCGCGGCUUCCAGUACAUCUCCAAUGAGUACACCUUACAUGGGGGGCUGUACGACAUGUACGGCACCCACAUCUGCCCGCAGUUUGUCAACGUGAUCAGCAUACGGGAGCCGCUGUCUCGGCUGCUGAGCAACCUCAAGUACAUGCUCAUCCAGUCGCGCCGCCUGCUCUUCCGCACGCCCGGGCAGCAGGCAGCCUUCACCGCCGCCUUCUGCGAGCCGCCCGCCCCCCUGGAGCGCUGGCAGGCGGUGGCGCCGCCCGUGGUGGACAACUACAACGUGCGCACCCUGCUGGGCGAAUCCGCCUUCCACUCGCCCCUGUGGACGGGUCUGCCGCCCGACGCCGUGUCGGUCGCUCAGUCGCUGCUGGCGCAGUACGAC
Astrephomene gubernaculifera is the source of this 2275-nucleotide messenger RNA. NCBI's taxonomy places the organism in Eukaryota, Viridiplantae, Chlorophyta, Chlorophyceae, Chlamydomonadales, Astrephomenaceae. The record is from the annotation of a GenBank genome assembly.